Messenger RNA from Daucus carota subsp. sativus, 6923 nucleotides. RefSeq lists its product as uncharacterized. The record is from RefSeq and is a predicted model, not a curated record. The transcript has 2 exons. The coding region runs from base 3435 to 4934 and encodes 499 amino acids. NCBI's taxonomy places the organism in Eukaryota, Viridiplantae, Streptophyta, Magnoliopsida, Apiales, Apiaceae.
GAAUCAUUGAACUUGUGAUUAGUGUAGAUCUCUUACUUUUUAGUUUUAAAUUUUUGAAAAGUAAUUGAAACUCUAGCACAAAAGAUGAUUUGUGUGGGGGUUGAAAAUCUAGAUUUAAAGACUAACGAGUAGUAAUAUAAAUUCGGCAGUUUAUUAAUCCAUCAAACAGUUUAGCAGCCCAGUGAUUCAUAUGCUUUUGUUUACUUGUUUUUUUUAAAAACCCUUUUCGUUGCUUUUGUUGCGUAAACAAAACCCCUCCCCUGUUUCUUUCUAUUAUGCUCUGUUCCUUUAUUUUACUGAGUCAUACUUGCCGAGUCAGCCGAGUCUAGUACCGAGUCGUUGCUUGGCUGGGUUGAAUUCUAGUCCCCUGUUUCCGAGUCAAUUUGCUGAGUUUUGUUCUUUGUUUCUGAUGAUGAGUCUUGCUUCGUUUUUAAUUGUCGAGUUUGUUUUGUUUCUUAAUGUCGAGUCUGGUUUUAUACUGAGUUGCUGGGUUUGUUUUUGGUGUUCGUCGUUUUUGUUAAGUUGUGUUUUCUUGAGUCAAAUUCUUGUUUAAGUUUUGAACUGAGUAGCUUAGUUUGUGAUCUGUUUUGUUGCUCUGUUCUGUCCGAGUUGCGUUUCUGAUGUACUGAGUCGCGAUUGAGUCAGUCCCGAGUCGCCUUCGAGUCCUGCAGUUUUGCUUGUUUCCGAGUCCACUGUAGUCGCGAGUUGGGUCCGUUGUUGCUACUGAGUUUAUAUAAUCGUUGCUUAAUUUUAAUCUGAGUUUUGCCCGAGUCAGUUGCUGCGUUUCUGAGUCCAGUAAAUCGAGUCUUGUUGUUUCGUUUUAGAAGUUUGAGUUUGUUUUAUUCAGCUGAGUUUUGUUCGAGUCCUGGCUUGAGUCCUAAUUGCUGCGAGAUUUUAUUUUCUGUUUGUGUUUCAGCUCCUGUUUGAACUGGCACUAUGUUUCCGGUUUCGAGUCACGCUCGUAGUCACAAUCUAGUCUUGUUGUUUAGUUUUGAUUUGAAUUUGGUGUUAUUUGGCUGCUCUGUUUUCUUCGAAUCGAUAGUGUAGUGCCGAGUUUAGUCCUGUCACCGCUGGUGUUUGUUUUCCGAGUUCUGCUUUAAAACUGAGUCUGAGUCGUUUGUUUUAGUUAGAGUCUGGGUUCACCGAGUCUGUUUUGUGUUGUUUUGGCCGAGUAGUCAUCCUUUAUUUUUUUGUAUUUUUUUGUGGCUGCAUUUGUUGAUUUCAUGUUUUGGUUCUCACGUGAGUUUCGUUAAUGAUUGAUAAAGGUUGUGGAUUUUAUAUUGGAUAAAGUUGCAAAAUGACGUCAUGCCAAAUUUAUAUUAACUCAUUUUGUCUUCUAGUCCUUGAAGUUGUAAGUUUAAGUUUAGUUUAUCAAUUUCUAGUUUAAUUUGUUUUUUUUUAAAUUAGUACUCAAGAUAUCCUACUUGUUAAUUAGUUAAAUCGUAAUUUCCCCAAACUUUCAAAAUUAGUUCUAAUUCGCCUAGAUUUUAAGUAAGGUAAUGCGAAAAUAAUUUUAAUCUCUGUGGACGAAUCUUAAAUAUUAAAACGGUGAUCGUGCGCUUGCGAUUAUUUUUCUCUUUUCGAGCACAUCAAGUUUUUGGCGCCGCUGCCGGGGAUUAAAAUUAAUUUUUCGCACCUUUAUUUUUAAUCUUUCGGAUUAGCUUGUUUUCUCACUAUUUUUUGUUCUUUAUUUCGAGGAGGAAUAUUCGGGAAUUAUGGAGUAAAGUGGACAAAUUUUGCUCGGAUUUGGAAGCUUGCUUUGGUCACGAGUUGAGGUGAUGAAGUGAUUUUCUAUCAUUUUAGGUUGUUUUUGGUGCAUUAUUUGCAAGAAUAGAGAAUUGUGGAUUCCUCACGACUUGGGAUUUUGUGGGUACAUCUUCUACAAACCCUCACGAGAACACACUCGUCCACUAGAGCUAUCUAGGGGUUUAAAGGGCUUGUUGCAUAUGCUAAAUGCAACCGUGAUCACCUACGGAAGUGGUACUAGAAGCGAGGAAGGACACGCACACGAGAACGAGCAAAAAACGAAGAAACAGGGCUGCCAUCACAGACAGUAGCGCGCCCGCGCUACUUGUUAGCGCGCCCGCGCUACUAACUGCUGUGACUAGCGCGCCUGCGCUAGUUUAGCGCGGCCGCGCCCAGCAGAAGUGUUCCGGGCCGAUUUUUACAACUAUUUUGAUGGAUUUUCGCAGCGGUCGAGGCCCGUUUGACUUGGUCAAUGUAUUUUAAUUUCUCGUGUGUAAAACCCUAGUCUCAUAGAAGUAGUUGGUAGUAGAGAACAAUAUCAUAGUUUUCAGAUUAUUCAUUCAAGCACAUUAUCGGUUUUGUAUUGGAUCGUUCUUCGCGAGGAAGUGACAGUUUCGAGCGAGAUCGUGAACAUCAAAUCUGUAACGUGUGAUCCUUAUUAUUAUUAAUUCAAGCAUUUUUAUUCCAUUCAAUUCUUGUCUUUUAUUUAUAAUGUUUUCACUAGAACCCAUGAUGUCGAUUAGUUCGAUUAUGAACUAACCGCCUUCAUGGGAUUCUAAUGGAUUUAUCGAUGUAAUCUAGUAUCGAAUAUUAAUUACUUGAUUUUGUGACGUACGUUGAUUUCUUUGCAUGAGCCGUGCUUAUUCUUCUUAGAAGCGUAGCUAACUUCUAAGUUGUUUGUUAAUUCUUUCUGAAGCGAGAGUGGAUGAUUGAAUUUAGAACUUUGCCAUGUAAACAUAGGAUUAUGUGAAUGAAACAUAAUUUGUGGUAGACUUGAACUAUUUUUAUCACCCUGUGUAAUCACGAUAGACGACUUGCUUUUAAACCUUUCUGCUUACACUACCGCUAUAGAGAUAUAGGGUCUGAGCUUUGUUGGUGUCCAUGAGAUUUCUGUCUUAAUUGCGGAUUUUGAUUGGUAUGAUAUGUGUGCAACGAGAGUUGGCAUGUAUUACUUUCGUGUUGUCUGAUUAGGAUCAACAGUCGCAGGUUAAUCAGUAAUUUCAAUUCUAGAUGAAUUCGAUAAUGAAGUUAGAAUCCCAUGUGUUAUCCUAUUCUGAAUUUGAUUAGUAAUUUUAGUUAUUAGUAUAAAAGAAACCAUCCUUGUUAAUUGUCUUGGCAGUGAAAAUUGAUCAUACAUUGUUGCAUAGGUGCGUAUUCUUAAUUCACCAGUCUCUGUGGGAACGAACAAAUAUAUUACUUGUGAUCACGUGCGCUUGCGUGUAGAUUUCACCGAACAAGUUUUUGGCACCGCUGCCGGGGACUCGGUGUUAAUUAAUUAGUUUACGUACUUGUCAUCAGUGUGCAUUAAAAUUCACUGACUCGGAUUCUUUUCUCACUUUUCUUAGUUGUUGUUGUAUCUAUUGUUUUUGUUUAGUUAUUUAUAAUGUUUCCUUUGCCUCCUUGGGACUUCAGUUCCAAGUGAGCUUUUACUGCGUUCUUGGCUGUGUUUGUGUUGUUACAGGGUUACAAUGGAAGAAGUCGAUACCUUUGCACUUCUAUCUUCCAUAGUUGAGGCAUAUUCGUCGAAAGCUACAGAGCCGACCUUGUAUCCGAUGAGUGUCGAUGAGAUGUCACAAGUUGCCCCUACAACAUACAGCUUCUGUCAAGUUUGUGGUGUUCAGGGUCACUAUAGUUAUGAAUGCUCUUAUAACCACUUCAACUCUCAGAAUACUCAGUCGGGACAUGGAUAUAAUUAUCAAGAAGGAUAUGAGUACAAUCAGUAUUCUAAUUCUUGUGAUCAAGAAUGGAUGGAUCAACCAGAUUUCUCUUACAUGGACAACAAUUUUGGUGAUCUCCCAUAUCAUGGUCAACAUCAAUUUCAAGAACAACAAUUUCAGCAACAAUGUUAUGAAGAACCUCCAAUGCAACAAUAUGAUCAGUUUGAGCAACAGUAUUAUCAGCCUCAAUAUGAGCAACCACAAUCUCAACAGUAUCAAUAUCCUCAAGUACAAGAGCUACAGGUUCCUCAACCCACUGUAGAAGUGCUUUCUGAUCAAACAAAUGAGGUAUAUGAUAUGUUGGUAAACAUAAACAAGACGCUUAAGGAACUCAAAGCUACACAACUGAUGAUGGAGGCUCGACUUGAGCGGUUAGCUAGUUCUUUUACUGUCGAACAACCCGAUUCUUCUCCACUUAUAGCCACCCAAGUUGAAGAUGACAUAAAUGCUACCAUUCUUACAAAUGAUGGAGAUUGUGAUAGUUUUUCGACCUGGGAUGAUGAUGUGCCUAUUAAUAAAGAGGAAGAUCGUGUCGCUGACGGCAAAAUCGAUGAAGUUGUUGUUAUGGACCGUGUGGGCGAUGAUGAGGUGCGUGAAAAAAGCAAUAUCGAGUUGAUCGUAGUUUCUCCUACACCAGGUGUGCUUGAAUUACAUUUCCUGAAGGGGAUUAGCUCAAUCAAGGUUGCUCCAUGUUCUGAUAUUGAAAAUUUGGCUUUCAAUCCAACCUCUACCCCUAUACUUGAGAGUACAUGUUUUAAAGCUGACAUGAUGAUUGUCCAAGAUGAUCUUACACAAAAUCUGGUGGGUUAUCCAGUCCAAAAGGCUCUUACACUUCAACUCUUGGAAAAAGAGGAUAGCAAUUUCAUCUCUUUAUUCAGUGACAUGAAAGGCCAAGAAGUUCUUAUGACUCCUGUGAAAGUGAAGAGUUCUGAAAAACCACCACCCGAGCCUCCACCUUGUGUGAAAGUCGAAGGAGUUCGGUCCUUUAAUGGAUGUGAAUUUUUUCGUUGUUUUAUCACAAAGUUCUCUGAAAGUAUAAAUGUCGAUCAAUGGUUACUUCUUGAAGUGACAAUUAAGUUUACUAACGUUUGUUUGGAGACUUUCUACAGGACAAAGACAAUAUUUGAUGCUCUUGAUUUUAUUUGUGGUGGCGAGAUUUUGUUUGAGAAAGUGGAUACCCCAUUUCUUAAACCUAAGCAAUAUCCUCCACCGGAUUCACCUCCGGCAGAGGAGGGGGAGGACUCCGAUUAGGUACGUGUUCGCUCUAGCCUUUUUAUCACUUUCAAUGGGGACAUUGAAAAAAUUAAGUUUGGGGGUGGUAAUCUAAGGAAUAGCAUAUUAUAAUGUAGUUUAUUAUUGCAUGUGUUAGUUAGUUCAUGUAGUUCACGUUUAUUUUAUUUUGCUUUGAUUAUUUCUCACGUUUUUUUUAUUUUCUCACGUUUUCUUUCUAGUUUUUUCUUUUUUUUAUUUUACAUGUUUAGUGGUAAUUGUCGUAGUUAGUAUCACGAGCAUUUGCAUGAAUUAUGAAGUUAAGCCAAGUUAAUUGCCUAUGAUGAGUUAUGUGCGUAGUUCUUGAUUAGUAGUUUCAAUUGCAAUGCUAGGUUAGUACUUGAAAAUUGCUUGUGUUGGAAAUUGUAAUUCACAUAUAUUCUUGAGAUAGGAUUUAGACGAAAUUCCAUGAAUUCUAGGAUUGAAUUGAGCACCCUUCAGCUUAGGUCUGUAAAUCUUAAGUUUGGGGGAACUGAGGGGUAGAUAUGCCUUUCUAAAAAAAAAAAAACAAAUAGUAGUAAAUAAAUUCAUUAGAAAAAUAAGUGGUAUAAUUAACUAGGAUGAGCUCAUUAGUACUCGAGUAAUUAAGUCUGAGGGGACUUUGUGCCUAACAACCUAAAGCCCUUCGUGGUUUGGGAUUGUUGACCCAACGCUCGCUACAUGGGUACUAGUGCAAAAAUCUUUAGGGAUCUCAACCAUUGCACGGUUAAAUAAACCACUAGAAUAAAGUGAAUAAUUGGUGUGUGAAGUCUUGUGGUGUUCGUAACGCAUUUACACUGCGAAGCGCUCUGACCUUAGACCAAGCAAUUAAUCACCAAUAUAAAAAAAAUAUAUAGGUAAUAAAAUAGAAGGGUGUGGAUAUUCUUUGGGACCUUGGCUUUAGUUGGACUUGAGUGACGGGGUGUUAGUUUUAAACUUUUACGAUUCUUGAUGGGGAUUCUGUGGGAGUAGUAGUUUUGUCUUGUCUCAAUAAAAGAGCAUGCUUGCACACACUGGCACUCCACACUUGUAAAUAGAAGAGUAAUUGACUUGGUAGCGAGAGAGAUGAAACUCGAGAACAUUAGCACAAUCUGAGGUAUUAUGAUUGGCAAGGCAAUUACUUCAUAGUUCACUCAUUCAUCACGUAGUUGCAUUCAUGCAUUGCAUUGUAUUAUUGUAUAGUGUCGUUGACGCUUGAGGACAAGCAUCAGUUUAAGUUUGGGGGUGUGAUAAGUGGUAUUUAUACACACUUAUAGGCCUUCAUUUCCACUUAAAUUGGUUGGUUGUACUUAAGUGUUUAGUGUCUUUUGAUGUGUUUUUAUUGUUUUUCUGUGCAGGUCACGAGUUGAGGUGAUGAAGUGAUUUUCUAUCAUUUUAGGUUGUUUUUGGUGCAUUAUUUGCAAGAAUAGAGAAUUGUGGAUUCCUCACGACUUGGGAUUUUGUGGGUACAUCUUCUACAAACCCUCACGAGAACACACUCGUCCACUAGAGCUAUCUAGGGGUUUAAAGGGCUUGUUGCAUAUGCUAAAUGCAACCGUGAUCACCUACGGAAGUGGUACUAGAAGCGAGGAAGGACACGCACACGAGAACGAGCAAAAAACGAAGAAACAGGGCUGCCAUCACAGACAGUAGCGCGCCCGCGCUACUAACUGCUGUGACUAGCGCGCCUGCGCUAGUUUAGCGCGGCCGCGCCCAGCAGAAGUGUUCCGGGCCGAUUUUUACAGCUAUUUUGAUGGAUUUUCGCAGCGGUCGAGGCCCGUUUGACUUGGUCAAUGUAUUUUAAUUUCUCGUGUGUAAAACCCUAGUCUCAUAGAAGUAGUUGGUAGUAGAGAACAAUAUCAUAGUUUUCAGAUUAUUCAUUCAAGCACAUUAUCGGUUUUGUAUUGGAUCGUUCUUCGCGAGGAAGUGACAGUUUCGAGCGAGAUCGUGAACAUCAAAUCUGUAACGUGUGAUCCUUAUUAUUAUUAAUUCAAGCAUUUUUAUUCCAUUCAA